Molecule: messenger RNA, 1860 nt
Organism: Ustilaginoidea virens
Lineage: Eukaryota; Fungi; Ascomycota; Sordariomycetes; Hypocreales; Clavicipitaceae
Exons: 1
Coding region: 1-1860 (619 amino acids)
Source: RefSeq, a predicted model, not a curated record
AUGGAGAGCUCCCAUCCGCCCAAACGACGCUUUGCCCCCGUGCCCAUCGAGACUACCUUCCAGUCGAACCGGAACCGUAGCUUGCAUGGCAGUCACCCAGGCGGUCCGGUCCCCGAACCGACGCCUGAGCCUUCCCCUCUAUCCACCUCGCCUCUGAUGCCCAUGCCACAAGUGUCCGAGAGGCGCCGGUUCAAACCUCAACUGAUUGAGACAUCGCGAAGGGCCAGGCGAGUGGGAGACCCCGCCCCAGCUACCAGGCCAACCGACAAGACCGACAUCACCCCGUACACCAACCACAUCUACGUAGCCAAGACGAAAGCCAGGAGGAAAAAUGGCGGCGACUCGUGGGAUGACGAGCCCAUCCGCCACCCUCCCCCAACCCGGAGGGAGUCCGAGGACGAAGGCGUCAAGCAGUACCUCCUCGACAUUGCCGCAAAGGAAGCAGCCAGGCAAAUGGAAGAGGUUGCCUUGGCCGCCUUUCCCAACAGCCGGGCCCGUGAGGGCGGCGUCGCGCACUUUUACUUUCGAGAGGGUUCGGACAGCGACAACUCGGCGGAAUAUACGCCCCAGCAUCAACAAGAUGGUGUCCAGCCCAGAGUGCGCAGGAAGUCGUCCAACCUGGGGUUGAACUGGUGGCACAAGCAUAUGCAAAACUAUGCCGAGAAGAGGGCACAUGACCAAGGGGAACAAGGCUCGGAGCUGGGUAUGGAAGACGAGGACGUCGCCCUUGUGCGGACAGAUUCCGAUCUGGACAAGAUGGACCUACCCAUGCCUCCCGACCCGUUGUGGACAACGACCAAUAGGAUCGCCCCCGAGGAGAGGAGAGAGAGAAGAGAUUCCGUGGCCCAGCUACAGGAUCUGAGGAGCUCGCUGACACCCUUUGCACGGCCCGAGUCCGGCAUCGUCACAGCAGACGACAGGAGUCGUCAAUACGGGGAUGCGGCUGCGGUUGCGGUUGCGGCCGAUCGUGGUGCUGGAGAAGGACCCGGCGCAGGUUUCGGCCGGCCCUUUGGUGCUUUUGGACUGCAGCCGGACAAUCUCCAGCUGCAUCGGAUGCGGCAAGCCGCGUCGCCUCCGAUGCUUGGCAAGGAUCUGAAGUUCCGGCGGUGCCCCUCGCCGAAGCAAACGAAACUGGAGACGGACCAUCCAUUCAUCUACCGCCAAGUGUACGAGGAACACAACCGCGACACCACCGGCCAGGGCGGUCUGUGGAGGGGAUACUGCUGCCGGAGCGAAUCCAGCAAUGACUACGUCGUGCCGGCCGAUCUGCACGGCGCCAACAUGCUCGUCACGCCUUACCCGCCGGGGAGCCCCCGCGGCGCCGCCGGCCACGACUCGCGCUCCAUGAGCGAGGAACCGGAAUCCACGCUCACCUCCUCCAACUCGUCGGAAAGCUUGAGCGCGGCGAGCCCGACCAAGACCGCCGACCACCAGCGAGCCAGAAACGGCCCGUCAAGGGGCCUGCACAUGCUGCACGGCCUGGACGGCCGGCUCCGCCGCGAAAAGGCGCAGGUGGAGCGGGACGAGAAGAUUGCAUCCGAGUUUGACGACUACUUCAUCACCCAGGUGUACAAUUACCUGUCGCUAGGGUACCCCGCCACCGCUCGCUCCUUUGACGAGGAGCUUUCCAAGAUCAGCCGCGUGUCGGUCGAGGAGCUCUGCCGGGAUGACGAGAAGCAAAUGGCCAAGGGGCACAUGUUCGACAUGGACCUGCGGCAGGCGUCGGGGAGCGCGCGAUGCCCCAGAUGGAGGGCGUUGAGGAGCUACAUUACCGAGUGGGCGAGGCAGCAUCCCGAUCUCGACAACCUCGAUCCUCUGGCCUGGGGAGUGCGAGAGCGCCGGGGCAGCUGGGCCAUCUAG